This is a messenger RNA of Neltuma alba, 1290 nucleotides long. RefSeq names its product patatin-like protein 5. The record is from RefSeq and is a predicted model, not a curated record. Gene Ontology annotation, biological process: lipid metabolic process. The transcript is spliced from 8 exons. NCBI's taxonomy places the organism in Eukaryota, Viridiplantae, Streptophyta, Magnoliopsida, Fabales, Fabaceae. Bases 1 to 1290 code for a protein of 429 amino acids. Gene Ontology annotation, molecular function: glycerophospholipase activity; monoacylglycerol lipase activity.
AUGGCUCAGCUAGCCCAUCAUUUACAGCCAUUUCUUCAUCAUGAUCAAUCGGACUUUGUUACUAUUCUCAGUAUUGAUGGAGGUGGUGUUAGGGGCAUCAUCCCAGCAAUUAUUCUACAAUGCCUUGAGAAGGAGCUUCAGGUAUACGAUGAGAACGCAAGAAUCGCAGACUAUUUGGAUGUGAUCGCCGGGACCAGCACUGGUGGACUCAUCACAGCCAUGCUUGCAGCACCAGAUGAGAACAAACGUCCGAAACUUACUACUGACCAGAUUAUCUACAUUGGGCUCAUCAAUUUGUCUAUCACUCCGCAAAUGAAUAUCAAUGGCUGGCGACAAAGAAUCCAGGCUUAUCUGUACAAACCCAAGUACGAUGGUGAAAAUUUACAUAACAUCGUAAGAGCCAAGUUGAAGGGAAUAAGACUGAGUGACACAGUGACCAACGUUGUAAUUCCAACCUUCGACAUGAAGCAAAUCCGACCUUCUAUUUUCUCAAGCUGCAAGCUGAGGGAAAUCGACGAUGUGGAUCUGUCAGACGUAUGCAUUGGAACUACAGCUGCGCCAACGUAUCUUCCCCCACAUUAUUUUCCAGAACAUGACCCAAAGUUCCAUUUGAUUGAUGGCGGUGUCAUAGCAAAUAAUCCGGCUUUGAUUGCUAUAAUUGAGGUCACACAGGAUCGGCCGGUAGCAGUAGAGCGGCCACCAAUAGGGAUGAUAAAUAGAAGAUUGGUACCAAGAAUCAUACCAAGGGUGUUGCCAAAUGAGUAUACAAAAAUAUUUUUGAUAUCAUUAGGGACUGGAUUUCGGAAGCCAAACAAAGAUUAUGAUGCCAGAGCCGCUCAAAAAUGGGGCAUUCUCGCCUGGGCGACUGGCCCUAUCACUGAAUUAACACUUGAUGGAAGUCAGGACUUGGUUGAUUAUCACCUUGCCUCUGUUUUCCGAGCCCUUGGCUCAAAAACUUAUACGAGAAUUCAGACUGACAAAUUAAGUGGAAAUACGGCUCAAAUGGAUUGCACCACCGACGAAAACAUUAGUAAUCUGGAGACGUUGGCAAAUGACAUAUUAGAUGGACUAGUUCAGAGGAUGAACUUAGAAACCUUCAAGCUCGAAGACGACCCCGACGAUAAACGUUCAUAUCGAGAAGCCCUCAAAGAGUAUGUAUCCCUGCUUGCACAGUGGCUAAAUCUCUCCACGAUAUUAGAGAAGCGAAGGAAAGGACCUAAUGAGUGGAAAUGGAAUGAAGUGAUGAGCCAAAGCUUUCAAAGUGGGGUGGCAUUGGUGGUGUUUCAAUAA